AUGUCUCUGGCUUCCAUCCUCCCCGCCGAAGCAAUCGGGAAUGCUAUACGAGAGUGCCAAGCCCCAGAGUCCUUCUGUCAUAAAAAGUUUUUCCAGCUCUGUGGCCUCACCAGUAAAAGUCCUCAGGAUGUGAAGGUUAUCUUCAGUAUCCUCGACAAUGAUGGUAGCGGGUUCAUUGAAGAGGAGGAACUUAAGUUCUUCCUGCAGCGCUUUUCCCCAAAUGCACGCAUUCUGACAGAGAAUGAGACCAAGAAAUUCCUGUUAGCUGCAGAUGAGGACAAUGAUGGGAAGAUAGGAGCUGAAGAAUUCCAGUUGAUGGUUUUGUCCUGAGGUUACUGGAAAAGCAGAGAGAGCAGGACUCCGCUGCUUGCCCAGGUUCAGCAAAGGACUUCUAGCCGGCUUCCCUCUGCUUCUGCCCAGCCUUCCUCUACUGAGGCAUCACCCCACUCUUCCUCCACUCAAGUGCCGCCUCUCCCCAUUUUGAAUCAUUUAGACCUUUGAGAAACACUUAUUUUAACUUAUGAAAUAUCUAUGGAAAUAAAUGAACCAAAACUUUAAAACUCUUUGCUUGUUGAUGUUUUAAAACUCUAAUAAAGCAGCACUGAAGUGCUCCUCUAUAUAUGCAUCAAUACUGUACUGUCACUGUUUUUGGU
Scleropages formosus (Asian bonytongue) is the source of this 653-nucleotide messenger RNA. Its product is annotated as parvalbumin, thymic CPV3-like. Lineage: Eukaryota; Metazoa; Chordata; Actinopteri; Osteoglossiformes; Osteoglossidae. Gene Ontology annotation, cellular component: cytoplasm. The record is from RefSeq and is a predicted model, not a curated record. The transcript has 4 exons. Bases 1 to 330 code for a protein of 109 amino acids. Gene Ontology annotation, molecular function: calcium ion binding.